This is a messenger RNA of Frieseomelitta varia, 1936 nucleotides long. It is a transcript of the gene hd, whose product is annotated as protein downstream neighbor of son homolog. The record is from RefSeq and is a predicted model, not a curated record. Gene Ontology annotation, biological process: nuclear DNA replication. The coding region runs from base 150 to 1856 and encodes 568 amino acids. The transcript has 7 exons. Lineage: Eukaryota; Metazoa; Arthropoda; Insecta; Hymenoptera; Apidae. Gene Ontology annotation, cellular component: nucleus.
CUUAUAUAUAUAUCAUACAUAGUACGUUAGUAAGUUUAAAUUCUUCAAAUAUGGCUCUUGUUUACAGUGGAAAUCUAUUUAAUUGACAGUGAAAUCAGAUUGAUAAAAAAGUCCUAAGUAACGCAUGACAAAGUUUAUCUCAAUUACUAAUGGAGAAUCAAAAUAAUUUGCAACUAGAGUGGAAGAAACCAGAAGAAGUAAUGCAGUUACAUCGACUAAAAAUGAAAAAACGUGCUCUUCAAGCACGUAUGAACAAUGCACACGUCAAUAGAAAAAAUUUAGAAUUAAAGCCCACACAAAAAUCUAAUAGUAUUGAUUCUAAUCAAUGUGCAAAUCAGAAGCGAAAAAAUCCUUUCAGUAAAAAUGAAACAUGUAAAAUGUUGAAUAUAACACCAGCAGAUGUGGAAACUAGUAAUGAUAAUACAUUAUUUGAGUUAUUAAAAAUUAAGGUUGCAAAAGUGAAUGAAAUGAAUAACUCAAUACCUAAUUAUCCUUUAACAUUUAGCGAUGCAUUUUUAAAUUUGGAAAUAAAUAAGGAUAUUUUGAAUUUAGAAGCACUUAAAGGUGAGAAAUAUAUUCCAAUAGAUUGGACUUUAAAAACUAAAAUGAGAUUUAUGUCGCCAAAACCAUUUCCUUGGAAUUGUAAAUUAAAAACUAGUGAAGAAGCCUCGGGUACUACUGGUUUUGUAAGAUGUUUGGAUAUUAGUGAACAACACUCAACUUUAGAUACUAGUCCAAAUGCAAGGUUACAUCAAUGCUGUUUAAUAUGGCAGCAUCCUUCAUUACCAUGGCUAGAGUUAUUUCCUCGUUCCACUGGCAAAGUGAGUGCAACUUUAGUAAGUAAUUCUAUGAUAAUAAACAACAUGUUCAUUAAGGAAGCUUUGUAUAAAGAAUGGAGUGAAAGCUUCAGAUCACUUUUUCAUUUAUUAAGAGCACGACAAUGUCCAUAUUUUUAUGUCUGCACGAACAAUUUUACUGUAUUAUUUCGUGCUGCUGGAAUAUGUGGAAUUUCUGAAGCUCAUGCCCUUUUGACUCCUACAACACGUGGCUUCCGACAAUCUUUAAAACAAGAAGAAAUUGAGUAUACAAUGCCUUUGCGAAAAGAUUCUAAACGACGGUCAGAUGUAACUGAUUCAGGAUGUGAUACAGUAGAUUCAAUUGCAUCAAAUACUACAUUCAGUUAUACAGAGAAUCAAAAUUUGGAUGAUGAGGAUGAUGAGACACAAGAUGAAUGGCUGCAAAGUCUAGGAGUUGAAAAUUCCGAAAUUCGUAAAAUUAAUAAUUCUCAGACAAGAAUGACAUUAGAAAGACAAACUGAAAUAGACAAUAUGAAAGAAUCCCUCAUUUUUGUAAAAGGUGUUGAAGCACAAGCUUUAUUUAAUUUUUUAAUUAAUUGUAAGUCUGCCAUUACAACAACUGGUCCUUUGGCAGGAGUACCUCCGACUCUUUUAUCACCAGUGGCUUUUCAUGGUGCAACAUUAAAACCAAUUAAGGUUAAGGAAAGUAUAGUUCGUGUUGACAAUGAGAGAUAUUUUUCUAUGGAAUUAAAAGGACCUCUUCUGCCACAUGUAUUACCUUUGCUUUGUUCUUUAAUGAAAUCUAGUCAAUUAGAACAAUAUUCUGCAAGUUGUGCAGGAUUACAGUCAACAACUUCAUUUUCAGCAAUGAAAAAUAAUUUUGAAGAAAUGGAAUCUGGAAAUGUACCAAAAAUUCCAGAAAAUGUUUUUGGUAAAGAAAAUUUAAGCGAUUGUGGAUUUAAUAGCGAAUUAUUAAAAGAUUUUUGUAGUCCUGACCCAACACAUAUCAAUAUUAUAGAAAAUAUUAAAUUUUCAAAUAAUUUAUAUACAUGGUCGUGACAAAAAAUUAUUAUUAUAUUAAAAAUAUUAGGAGCAAAGCUCUAAUUAUGUCUAUUUGUUGGUUAAUUUAGAAAAAUUAA